Messenger RNA from Mercurialis annua (annual mercury), 1326 nucleotides. Its product is annotated as gamma-glutamyl peptidase 5-like. Lineage: Eukaryota; Viridiplantae; Streptophyta; Magnoliopsida; Malpighiales; Euphorbiaceae. The transcript is spliced from 4 exons. The record is from RefSeq and is a predicted model, not a curated record. Gene Ontology annotation, cellular component: cytosol. Bases 251 to 982 code for a protein of 243 amino acids.
UCCAACACAAAAACAGAAAAACAGAGAAGGAAAUUAGAAAGAACUUAAACCCCUCAAUUUCCUCUCUGUUUCUCUCGAUUUUCUUUCCUCUCUGUCUUAAAUUCUUCCAUUCUUUUAAAGAGGAAAGAAAACCCAUUUGAUUUCUCUCUCUAAAUCCCCAAUUCCUCCAUUUUUUCAUAGAGAAAACGGGCCGCAUUCGCGAUCAAAAACUGCGAAAAAACGUCGAAAAAAAUACUUUUUUUGAUCCAAAAUGGAGAUGGGUGGGAAGAAAUUUGCAGUUUUGUUAUGUGCAGAGGACUCAGAGUAUGUGAAAAAGAAGUACGGAGGGUAUUUUGGGGUUUUUGUGAGAAUGUUGGGGGAAGAAGGUGACACGUGGGCUGUUUACAAGGUGGCUAAUGGAGAAUUUCCUGAUGAUGAUGAGAUUGAAUCCUUUGAUGGAUUUGUUAUUACUGGUAGCUGUAAUGAUGCUCAUGGUAAUGAUGUUUGGAUCUGUAAGCUUUUGAAUCUGUUGAAGAAAUUGAACUCCAUGAAAAAGAAAAUUCUUGGCAUUUGUUUUGGUCAUCAGAUAUUGGCACGCUCAAUAGGUGGAAAGACUGGCCGUGCUGUUUCUGGAUGGGAUAUAGGGGUGACUGACAUUCAUUUUUCGUCAUCAUCAAAGCUCUUCUCAUCACCAUUAACACCUCUGUCUAUAAUCGAGUGCCACAGAGAUGAGGUUCGUGAACUCCCUCCUGAAGCAGAGGUUAUGGCUUGGUCUGCAAAGACGGGGAUCGAGAUGUUUAGGUGCGGUGAUAACGUCAUGGGAAUUCAAGGCCAUCCCGAGUACACAAGAGACAUUCUCCUUCACUUGAUCGACCGGCUUCUCCAACGCGGCUUCAUAGAGGACUCAUAUGCUGAUGAAGUUAGGGCAAAUAUGGAAGAACAAGAGCCAGACAGAGAGGCAUGGAGGAAAAUGUGCACUAACUUCCUCAAGAGCAAAUUAUGAUUAUCAAAUAUUCAAUUUCUGUUCUGAAAUUGAAUUGUAUAUAAGGACUAAAUUGGGAAGAAAAAGUUGACAAAGGGUGUUUUAAUGUUAAAGAGAGGAGGAAUCAGUUAAUUAAGCACACAGCUUAAAAUGAGAUAAAUUAAUUAAGGCUUGUGUGCUAAGUAAGUUGGUAGUAGGCAUCAAAAAUACUUUGAUAACUUAAGAGUAAGUUUAGGCCAAAUCAGUUCUUGAUUUAAAAAGGAGAGCUAGGGUUUUGUUUUAGGUUGAUGGCAUUAUUUGAAUGUAUGUGAAAUUGUGAUUUGGCAAGACUUUACAUGGCAAUAAAAAUUUAUAAGUUGAGAUUA